Sinocyclocheilus anshuiensis is the source of this 447-nucleotide messenger RNA. Its product is annotated as serine/threonine-protein kinase 26-like. The transcript is spliced from 3 exons. The record is from RefSeq and is a predicted model, not a curated record. The coding region runs from base 38 to 433 and encodes 131 amino acids. Lineage: Eukaryota; Metazoa; Chordata; Actinopteri; Cypriniformes; Cyprinidae.
GCCCAGAGGGUUAAAAGUCUUUCUCUUUCUUUCUGAUAUGUAUUUUAAACUGAUCAAACUACACAUGCACAGCAAGUUGAAAAUCUCAAUGGAUUCUUCAUGUGUGCCUAUCAGGGAGUCCAGCAGUAAGGACAAUGACUCGUCUCCUGAGUGGUCCUUCACUGUCCGUAAGAAGAAGCCGGAAAAGAAGCAGCCCAAUGGAAUGGAUGAAGAACUGCAGAAGAAGUCAGGCAGUUUAACCACCGUCAUGGCUCCUGUUUUUUCAGAGCUGAAAUCGCAGCACAGAGACGAUGACGUGACGAGAGGAGUUCUCGAGCAGCUGGAGAAGAGCCUGCAUGUGGCUGAGGACAUCUGUCCUGGUGUCACAGACAGGAUGAUCACUCAUAUCCUGGAGAGGGUGCAGAGGUCAGACGCACUACAUACAUGUUUCUGAUGACAGGCAAAGGC